AUGCCAUAUAACAAGACCAAGAUGAGCAAAAGAAUCAAGCCAACAAAACCUGAAGAAUUCUUUUUUAGAAAGGAUAGAUGGUACUAAGCUAUUGCUAUUGAUGCUAAUUAGGCAGAAAAAUCUCUUAUGUAAAUAAUAAAUAUCGUAAUACAUAUGUGGAGUUGGAUGACAGCAACAAGAUUGCUUAUGACACAAUAUUGA
Messenger RNA from Paramecium tetraurelia, 201 nucleotides. RefSeq lists its product as uncharacterized. The transcript has a single exon. The record is from RefSeq and is a predicted model, not a curated record. Lineage: Eukaryota; Ciliophora; Oligohymenophorea; Peniculida; Parameciidae.